Neomonachus schauinslandi (Hawaiian monk seal) is the source of this 546-nucleotide messenger RNA. Its product is annotated as beta-lactoglobulin-2-like. Bases 1 to 546 code for a protein of 181 amino acids. Lineage: Eukaryota; Metazoa; Chordata; Mammalia; Carnivora; Phocidae. The record is from RefSeq and is a predicted model, not a curated record. Gene Ontology annotation, molecular function: small molecule binding. The transcript has 6 exons.
AUGAAGUGCCUCCUGCUCGCCCUGGGCCUGGCCCUCGUGUGUGGCAUCCAGGCCAUCGUCGUCCCCCAGACCACAAGGGCCCUGGAUAUAAGAAAGGUGGCUGGGACGUGGCACUCCAUGGCCAUGGCGGCCAGCGACAUCUCCCUCCUGGACGCCGAGACCGCCCCCCUGAGGGUGUACGUCCAGGAGCUGAGACCCACCCCCGAGGACAACCUGGAGAUCAUUCUGCGCAAAUGGGAAAACAGUGCAUGCGUUGAGGGGAACAUCAUGGCCCAGAAGACUGAGGACCCAGCCGUGUUCACGGUCGACUACCAAGGGGAAAGAAAGAUUUCCGUGCUGGACACAGACUACGCCCACUACCUGUUCUUCUGCAUGGAGGCCCCCGCGCCCACCGCUGAGAGCGGCAUGAUGUGCCAGUCCCUGGCCAGGACCCUGAAGGUCGACAACCAGGUCAUGGAGAAAUUCAACAGAGCCCUCGAGACUCUGCCCGUGCACAUCUGGCUCUUCUUCAACCCGACGCAGGUGGAAGAGCAGUGCCGCAUCUAG